UAUCAUUGAAGCCACGUCUCUUUGCUUACCCAAAUCUCUCAACAUCUGAUCAUUCCCUCUCUACCUCUCACCUCUCUUCCUUCUUCCCCCAAAUAUCCCCUCAAAAAGUUUUCAAAUAUCCCCCAGGAAGAUAAACCCUAACCCCCAUAUCACGACAUGUCGUUCGACGACGAAGAGUCAUUCGAACACACCCUCCUCGUGGUCCGUGAAGUAACUGUCUACAAAAUCCUGCCUCGUUCCACCUCCGGUGGUUACAAAUGCGGCGAGUGGCUCCAAUCCGACAAGAUCUGGUCGGGUCGGCUUCGAGUCGUCUCCUGCAAGGACCGAUGCAAGAUCCGAUUGGAGGAUCCCAACUCGGCUGAGCUCUUCGCCGCUUGUUUUAUAUACCCUGGCCAGCGCGAGAGUUCCGUUGAGCCCGCGCUCGAUUCUUCCCGGUACUUCGUGCUCAAGAUCGAGGACGGCAAUGGGAAACACGCCUUUAUUGGGCUCGGGUUUAACGAGCGAAACGAGGCCUUUGAUUUCAACGUUGCAUUGUCUGAUCAUGAGAAGUAUGUUAGUAGACAGAACGAGAAAGAGGCCAGUGAGACAGAUGCUAAUGAUUCUAUUAUUGAUAUUCAUCCCGCAGUCAAUCAUAGAUUGAAGGAAGGGGAGACCAUGCGAAUUAAUGUGAAGCCCAAGCCAUCUAGUGGAACUGGCAUGCUUUCAGCUACUGGAUUGUCAGGGGGGUUCUCUGGUAGUGGUAAGCCUAAGACUUUGGGCCUUGCCCCACCACCCAGUGGUUCUGGAAAAAUUCGGUCUCCUAUCCCACCCUCUCCCAACGACCCUGCUGCUGCUUUUAUGACAUCUAAUAGUCAAGGUGUAGGUCUAAGAGCACCCGAGGAAAACACAAGACAAACUGACCCUUUAACCAAUUUUUCUCAACUAGAGAGGGAUCUUCCUGCUAGUGGAUCUGGAUCGAGGAAGACCACGGCGUCUGGAUGGGCGGCUUUCUAAUAGUAUGCGAAGCGAGAUCCUUCUAUCUGAUGUUUUGGAUAUUUGCAGAAAGAUGAAGAAAUAAAGAAAAGAGAUUAAGCAAAAAGAAAGGACAAGAUACCGAAUACUUCCAUGUUUCCAGUAUCCUAUUGAUGCCACAUCCCUUUUGCUUGAACUCGUAUGUUAUUGUUUUAUAUUAUUUAAAUAUAUUUUUAUCAAAAAAAAUAUUAUUUAAAUAUAU
Messenger RNA from Hibiscus syriacus, 1213 nucleotides. RefSeq lists its product as uncharacterized. The record is from RefSeq and is a predicted model, not a curated record. Gene Ontology annotation, biological process: endocytosis. The coding region runs from base 157 to 993 and encodes 278 amino acids. The transcript has 3 exons. NCBI's taxonomy places the organism in Eukaryota, Viridiplantae, Streptophyta, Magnoliopsida, Malvales, Malvaceae. Gene Ontology annotation, cellular component: clathrin vesicle coat; membrane.